Molecule: messenger RNA, 567 nt
Organism: Cryptomeria japonica (Japanese cedar)
Lineage: Eukaryota; Viridiplantae; Streptophyta; Pinopsida; Cupressales; Cupressaceae
Product: RING-H2 finger protein ATL32-like
Exons: 1
Coding region: 1-567 (188 amino acids)
Source: RefSeq, a predicted model, not a curated record
AUGGCACAGCCUUCGAUUAUAGUUGGAAAGGCGCCUUGGAAUUCUCUUAAACAUUUUGGACUCUCUCUGCGCAGAGCAGUGGCUCAACUCCAAAAUUUCAAGACAGCUCUUACUCUAAUUCUAAUUUUAUACGCCUUUUGCGUUGGUGUGGGAUAUAUUAUCUGCAUGUUGAUUCUUUUAACGGAUAUAGUUGCAGGGAAUCAUUACCUCGAAGGUAUAGUAGGUCUAAUUGAGGAAGCACACGAAUUUGUGCUCCCUUCAUUGCAGCUUAUUAAUGGACUGUUGGGUUUGUUUAUGGGAUUCUCAAUACUAAUCCACAACUCGCCUCUCGGCUAUUUUCUAAGGAGGUGGAAGAUUGGAGGGCUUCCCAAAGUAAAGUAUGGGAGUUUAGUGGAUGAAGAGAAGAGGGAAAACUGCUGUAUUUGUCUGGAAGGGAUUGGUGGGGAAGAGAGUGUGCGUAUUCUUCCUAAAUGUAAACAUUAUUUCCAUGGGCGGUGCAUCGAUCGAUGGCUUCUGUGUCAGAACAAGUGCCCUGUCUGCAAAGCUCCUGUUUGCCAGGAGUCAUAA